Molecule: messenger RNA, 1906 nt
Organism: Malaclemys terrapin pileata
Lineage: Eukaryota; Metazoa; Chordata; Testudines; Emydidae
Gene: PTGR2
Product: prostaglandin reductase 2
Exons: 11
Coding region: 133-1176 (347 amino acids)
Biological process (GO): prostaglandin metabolic process
Molecular function (GO): 15-oxoprostaglandin 13-reductase [NAD(P)+] activity
Source: RefSeq, a predicted model, not a curated record
UGCGGGGAGUGAGUGGAGCGGGCAAAGUCCUUGGUUUAAUAAGCUGGCUGCUGAUCUCGUGCCUAGACGGGUGCGCACGAGACUCGGACCCGGGUCACUGACGUACAGUGUGGAAUUCCUGCUAAAGUGGUAAUGAUUAUACAAAGAGUGGUGUUGAACUCACGUCCUGGUAAAAAUGGUGUGCCAGUGGCAGAAAACUUCCGAAUGGAAGCGGCCUCCCUACCAGAUAAAAUCGCAGAUGGACAGGUACAAGCUCGAACCCUCUACCUCUCUGUGGACCCUUACAUGCGCUGCCGCAUGAAUGAAGACACAGGUUCUGAUUACCUCCUGCCCUGGCAGUUGUCUGAGGUGGCUGAUGGUGGGGGCAUUGGGGUUGUGGAGGAGAGCAAACAUGCUAACUUUGCUAAAGGAGAUAUUGUAACUUCUUUCAACUGGCCCUGGCAGACAAAGGUCAUUCUAGAUGGAAGACUCCUCCAAAAGCUAGAUCCACAACUUGUUGAUGGACACCUCUCCUACUUUCUUGGUGCAGCUGGCAUUACUGGGCUGACCUCCUUUCUAGGAAUAAAAGAGAAGGGACAUGUGACUCAGGGUGCCAAUCAGACAAUGGUUGUCAGUGGGGCUGCCGGUGCCUGUGGUUCUCUGGCUGGUCAGAUUGGCCGCCUAGAGGGCUGCUCUAGAGUGGUAGGAAUCUGUGGUACAGAUGAGAAGUGCUCCAUUUUGGUCUCAGAAAUGGGAUUUGAUGCGGCUAUCAAUUACAAGAAGGGGAAUGUGGCAGAGCAGCUGCAUGAACUCUGCCCAGCUGGCGUGGAUGUUUACUUUGAUAAUGUUGGUGGAGACAUCAGUGAUGCAGUUAUAAAUCAGAUGAAUCAGAACAGCCAUAUCAUCCUAUGUGGACAGAUUUCCCAGUAUAAUAAAGAUGUGCCUUAUCCUCCCCCACUGCCUCCUGCAGUAGAAGAAAUACAGAAAGCAAGGAAUAUCACAAGGGAGAGGUUUCUGGUAUUAAACUAUAUGGACAAACACGAAGCUAGUAUUCUACAGCUCUGUCAGUGGAUCAAAGAGGGGAAACUGAAGGUCAAAGAGACUGUGGUAAAAGGCCUGGAAAACAUUGGCGGGGCUUUCCAGUCCAUGAUGACCGGAGGCAACACUGGAAAACAGAUAGUGUUAAUUUCUGAAUAAAAAUCUUUGCCUCUUCAUCAGGCACCAACAACUAAAAUCCCCCUAAACUUGGAUAGCAGAGAUUUUUGGACACAAAAGUACAUUUGAAAAACUCUUCCAUUGAGGCUACAUCUUCACUACCCGCCUGAAUCGGUGGGUAGAAAUUGAUCUCUCGGGGAUCAAAUUAUCGCGUCUCGUCGGGACGCAACAAUCAAUCCCCGAAUCGAUGCUUGUUACUCCACCAGCGCAGGUAGGAGUAAGCGCCGUCGACGGGGGAGCCGCAGAGGUCGAUUUGCCGCCGUCCUCAGAGCGGGGUAAGUCGGCUCGGAUACGUCUAAUUCAGCUACGCUAUUCGCCUAGCUGAAUUUGCGUAUCUUAAAUCGACCCUCCCCCUCCUUUCCCCCCCCGUAGUGAAGACGUAGCCUGAGAAACUUAAAUUUGUAUCUGAAGCCAGGCUGUAUAGUAGCUGAAAUACUUCCAUUUCAUAGCCUGAAACACUCUUCUGCUGGUCCAUUUAGUUCAUUUCCUUACAUAGUGGUGUUUUACAUCAUGCCUACAAGUCAAGACAAGAGAGCAUUAUUAUAUGAAUCCUAAUUUAUCCACACAAAAUGCUGGCCUUUAGUUUGCACACAAUUGUGAGUUUCAUCAGGGAUAAAUGCAGCUUUAGAUUUAAUCUUAUGGUUCAUCUUCUUUAACUUCUAUUUGUUUUUCAGGAUUAAAAGAGGGAAAAAAUAAAAGGCUUCUUAUCAGA